AAGAAAAAAGAAAAAGAAAAAGAAAAGAAAAAGAAAAAGAAAAAGAAGAAAAACAAGAAAAAACAAAAACAAAAAAAAAAACAAAAACAACAAAACAAAACAACAAAAGCAAAA
This is a messenger RNA of Penaeus vannamei (Pacific white shrimp), 114 nucleotides long. Lineage: Eukaryota; Metazoa; Arthropoda; Malacostraca; Decapoda; Penaeidae. The record is from RefSeq and is a predicted model, not a curated record.